UUCCAUUCGAAGUAACAUAACAGGAUUCGUUAAUGCACCAUCUUCAAAAAAAAGCGGGAUCCGGAGUUUUCGAGAAAAGGUCCCAUCCGUCAAUAUCAUGAUUGGGUCGACCAGGCCAGAUCAUAAGUGAAAUAUCAUGAUCGGGUCGACCAGGUCAGGCCCGAUCAUGAGUGAAUAGAAAAUCUAAAACGUACAUUGCUGUUCCAGCGGAAAUACUUGGUUUAAUUCUACCACUUCUACUAGGAGUAGCCUUUUUAGUGCUAGCUGAACGUAAAGUAAUGGCUUUUGUGCAACGUCGAAAGGGUCCUGAUGUAGUGGGAUCGUUCGGAUUGUUACAACCUCUAGCAGAUGGUUCGAAAUUGAUUCUAAAAGAACCUAUUUCACCAAGUAGUGCUAAUUUAUCCCUUUUUAGAAUGGCUCCUGUGGCUACAUUUAUGUUAAGUCUGGUCGCUUGGGCCGUUGUACCAUUUGAUUAUUGUAUGGUAUUGUCAGAUCCGAACAUAGGGCUACUUUAUUUGUUUGCCAUAUCUUCGCUAGGUGUUUAUGGAAUUAUUAUAGCGGGUUGGUCUAGUAAUUAGGGGGGCGGCCGUUCGGUCGCCUAUGAUAGACGGACCAAUUGGUCAAAAAAGGUUUGUGCCGCAGGUGUUGAACGAUCUACUCUACACAGGUGUGGGCUUACAGGGCUAGGGCUCAUAAACCCUUUCUUUCAUCAAGAGGGCCCUGGUCGGUCACUUUUCCGGGCCGGGAUCGAGAAGUGGAAGUCAUAAAAAAGAGAUCUUUCUCUUCGCACCUCAGAUCAAGAGGAAAGGUAGCUUGUCAAGCUGGCCUAUAUCUUCAAUAUUAUAGCUGUCUUUUAACCGGCUGUUCUUCUUUGUCAACGCUACUAAGGACCCCUAGGUUCGCCUACUUGAUGAAUGAAAGAACAUGAGAAAG
Dioscorea cayenensis subsp. rotundata (Guinea yam) is the source of this 933-nucleotide messenger RNA. Its product is annotated as NADH-ubiquinone oxidoreductase chain 1-like. Gene Ontology annotation, biological process: aerobic respiration. Lineage: Eukaryota; Viridiplantae; Streptophyta; Magnoliopsida; Dioscoreales; Dioscoreaceae. Bases 279 to 578 code for a protein of 99 amino acids. The record is from RefSeq and is a predicted model, not a curated record. Gene Ontology annotation, molecular function: NADH dehydrogenase activity. The transcript has a single exon. Gene Ontology annotation, cellular component: membrane.